Molecule: messenger RNA, 2687 nt
Organism: Esox lucius (northern pike)
Lineage: Eukaryota; Metazoa; Chordata; Actinopteri; Esociformes; Esocidae
Gene: cldn8.1
Product: claudin 8
Exons: 1
Coding region: 250-1005 (251 amino acids)
Biological process (GO): bicellular tight junction assembly; cell adhesion
Cellular component (GO): bicellular tight junction; plasma membrane
Molecular function (GO): structural molecule activity
Source: RefSeq, a predicted model, not a curated record
AUCAGAGUCUCUCAUCUUCCACUGGGAUGCAAAACAACUCCGGAGAGGAAGACGGAAAGCUGCCGUUCACCAUAGUCUAAACCAACUGUGACUCCCUUCCACCUGUGGACUGUCUGGGUGGAUCAGUAAACACUAGUGGUGACGGGGGCCGUGGUAAUUUCAAAUCUUACAUUUGCCAGGACCUUGUCAGCAACUCCCAGCCUGUGGACUAUCAGGGCCUAGGCAGGUUGACUAGGACUGAGUGGAAUCAUGGCCAAUUCGACUCUGGAGAUCGUCGCCUUGUUGCUGAGCCUCGUCGGUCUGAUCGGCACAGCGGCCACCACUGGGAUGCCCAUGUGGAAGGUGACCGCAUUCAUCCAGGAGAACAUCAUCGUCAUGGAGACCCGCUGGGAGGGCCUGUGGAUGAACUGCUAUCGGCAGGCCAACAUCAGGAUGCAGUGCAAGGUGUAUGACUCCCUGCUGUACCUGCCUCCCGACCUGCAGGCUGCCAGGGGCUUGAUGUGCUGUGCUGUGGGCCUUGGGGGCGUCGGCCUGCUGAUCUCCAUCGUGGGGCUGCAGUGCACGGCCUGCAUCCAGAACAACGACCGGGCCAAGCGCCUGGUGCUCAUUGUGUCCGGCAGCACCAUCAUUGCGGCGUGCAUCUGCUGCCUCAUCCCGGUCUCCUGGACGGCCAACGUGAUCAUCCGCGACUUCUACAACCCGCUGCUCAUCGACGCCCAGCGCCGGGAGCUUGGGGAGGCGCUCUACAUCGGCUGGGUCUCCGCCGCCUUCCUGUUUGCUGGGGGCUGCAUGUUCUGCUGCUGCAACAUCCAAAAGGAUGAGAGGGAGUACGGCUACGCGUACUCCAAGAACAAUGGUAGCGAGUACACAGCCUACACGCCUCAGCCACAGUAUCUGCCGCAGUACCAGUUACAGCCGAGGCAGCCGACAAACUACAACUACGCAGGCUCAUACCACUACCCCUCCAGGCACCCGUCUGUACACAGCGCCAUGGCCUACCUUUGAGCCGUCUGACUGAGGGAGGAAGACUAGCAUUCGUGACUGCAGGUGAUCAAUGGCUACUGAGAGACUUAGGUUCACGUGGGUAGGGCAUUUCGGAAAUUAUAAAAAAUAAAAAGAUGAAGUGAUACCAAACCAGAAUAUGAGGGUGAAUAUGUUUAUUGUGAAUUUGCAAACGAGAGGAUUUGAAGAAGACAAUCGUGAAAUUGGGGGAUUAUAAGGAUUCACCAGUGAUGCUUUUCAGCAGUGAUCUAAUUAAUUUCAGCAGUGAUCUAAUUAAUUUCAGUUGUGACAAUAAUUCUUACCAGUUGUGAUAUAAGGUGUCUGAUUUAUUUUUAGAAAGCUUUUUUUAAAUACUACAUUUAAAAUAUAAUACUGCAUUUAAAAUAUAAUAACAUGUUUAUAAUAAUUAAAUCCUUUUUAUAUGGUCACCACAGGUGGGGUGUAAGCACAGAUGUUUAUAGUGAUUGACACGUUUUGUUGGUGUUGUUGUGUAUUAUUGUUACCCAUAAUUCCCCUUUAGGCAAUGUUGACAUUAUACAAAAUGUGUUAUUUUAUAUCGGGAAACAUUGUUUGGUUAAGUUCGUUUCCAAACGACACCAUAGCUUUUGUCAAAAGCGGUGUAUUUCAAAGGGAACAGGUUGCCAUGUCCAACUGUGAUAUUCUUUGCUUUAUUCCACAAAUUCAUUGGUAUCUGGUUAGACUUUAACUUUAAGGUAUCGGUUGACUGCAUGUAGUCACUAGACAUUCAGGCAAAUGUGUUCUGGGAGUGGCACAGCACUGGCCGUGUUUACAUACUAACUCCUCUGGUUACCUUUAUUAGAUCCCGCCUGUUGCCUGUGUACAUUGGUACCAUUCUGAAAUACCACAGUGUUGUUUAUCCACAACAAGGGCACACGUUAAUGCUACACCUCAAUACAUCUAUACGUCCACAUUUUACAUUUAGCAGAUACAUUCAUCUAGCAGAUACUUUUAUCCACUGUGAUUCACAUUCAAUAUUUGGCAUUUAACUUUCAAUGUAUAAAUCUCGGCACUUUGGAGAAUACAUCCUUGACAUUCAGACUACAAGCCCCUCCUCACACAUUAUGAAAUAGUGCCUGCAUUUGUACCCAGACCAGUGAGAACUAUUUGAAUUACGUUUAUUGCAAAGUUGGGACAAGAAUUGCAAUUUGGGUCAAACCCGUUUGGGGCACAACUGUGUGUGUGGGGAUGUGCUGACCGCCUCAGGCCCAUAGGAUCAGACAGAGUGAAAGCAAAUACAUAACCCUGUGUAAAGACCGGUUAGUGAAGGUGUGUGUGUCAAAGCAGCAGGGUGGAACAGAAGACGACAGAGCAUACAGAGCAGAGGGAAAAUAACCAGGAGUGGGUUGGGGUUUGCAUGUCACUUCGGAGAGAGUAAAAGUCCUCUACAUUUAAAUGUCGUUUCAUUUCAAUACAUUUCUGAUCAGCCUUUCAGCUGGUUAUAGACAGGCUUUGGCUGGGCAACUCAAUGACGUUCUUGGCUCUUGAAGCCAUGUCAGAAUAUUUUCAUAUUUAUCUUAUCACCCGCAGCACAUUUCUGUCAUUUCCUUGAAGCUAAUCUAAUAAAAUGUCUUAAUGUUUCAUACCACUGUGUAUAUAAAAGUAAAUUAUUUUGAAGGAAGCAAUGUAAGUAUGAUAUGCAUAUUUUUGAUUAAACGAUAUAUCGA